Messenger RNA from Schistosoma spindalis, 1067 nucleotides. Lineage: Eukaryota; Metazoa; Platyhelminthes; Trematoda; Strigeidida; Schistosomatidae. The record is from the annotation of a GenBank genome assembly.
GACCUUGAGUUUGCGAGGCAUUUUGUUAUCUGUCAUUCGAAUGAGUUCCAAAAGGAGUUCGAAUGUUUCACACAAAAAAACUGCGGAAAAAAAGCCGCGCAGCCAUUCUUUUGAAGAUAAGAGACACGAGUCUCCCAAAACUCAAAACUCAGACUGGUGUACUAGAUAUCCUGGUUCUUCACCUGACCUGGCAAACCCUCUGUCAUCCAAAUGGAAUUUUAAGAUAGUAUCUUGGAAUGUCAAUGGCAUACGGGCUGUCAUUAAAAAUAAUGGCAUGGAGUAUAUCAAAAAAGAAAAUGCAGAUAUAUUUUGCAUACAAGAGACUAAGUGCCCUUUGCACAAAAUUCCGUCUGAAGCCAAAGUUCAGUCAUACCAAUCAUUUUGGUCGUCUGCCGACAGGGCCGGAUAUGCGGGAACAGCUUUAUUUUCGAAAAUCUCUCCGAUAAAAGUGACGUAUGGUAUAGGUAAGAAAAUGCAUGACGAGGAGGGGCGUGUUAUUACUGCGGAAUACGAAAAAUUCUAUCUAGUUACUGCUUAUGUGCCAAACUCAGGACAGGGGUUGGUUCGUCUACCAUAUCGUGAAAAGGAAUGGGAUCCCGAUUUCCUUGAAUACCUGCGCAAACUUGAUUCUACAAAACCUGUCGUCGUGUGUGGUGAUCUUAACGUAGCUCACGAGGAGAUCGAUCUAGCUCGACCAGAAACAAAUCAUAAAACCGCUGGAUUUACUGAUCAGGAGCGAUCAGGUUUCACAAAAUUGUUAUCGUCAGCCAAUUUAAUUGAUACCUAUCGUCAUUUUUACCCAGACCGUCGAGGGGUGUAUUCAUUUUGGAGCUAUCGAACAGGAGCGCGCUUAAUCAAUAAUGGAUGGCGUUUGGAUUAUUUCUUGGUAUCUGAACGAAUUUUAGCAAACGUCAGCGAUCAGGAAAUACGUUGUGGAGUUACUGGAAGUGAUCACUGUCCAAUUGUUCUGUAUCUUCAAAUCUAAAACUCCUUUUGAAAACAUCUAUUCAAACAGAUUACUAUCAACAGUAUUUAUAAAUACCAGAAUAAAUGUAUUUUAUAAUUGA